AUGUCUUCCCGUUACAAGCUCACUUAUUUCUAUUUUCGGGCAAAAGGUGAAAACAUCCGUCAAAUCUUGACUCUAGCUGGCGUCGAGUUCGAGGAUGUGAGAGUGCAUUGGGACAAGUGGCAACAAAUCAAGAAUGAGCAACCAUUCGGCCAAUUACCCGUUUUCGAAGAGGACGGCAAAUGUCUUCCCCAAUCGAAAGCCAUUUGUCGAUAUCUAGCUAAAAAGUACGGGUUGGCCGGGGAAAACGAAUGGGAAGCGGCUCAAAUUGACGCGCUCUCCGAUCAAUUUGAGGAUUUUUUCCAAGAGAUUCGACCAUUUUACAAAACCUACAAUAAGCUGAUUGAGGGGAAUUUGAAUGAUGUCUAUGAUAAAAUCGUGGAACCAGCCCGGGACAAGCAUUUACCCAUUUUCUCCAAGUAUUUGGCCGAAAGCUCGAGUGGAUUUCUGGUUGGCUCAAAAUUGUCAUGGAUUGACACUCAACUUGCCGAUCACAUGUACACGUUUACCGAGUUUCGACCCGACUACGCUCGAAGAUAUCCACAGAUUGAGUACCAUCAAAAGCGGGUUCAUUCAAUCCCCCGGCUACGCGAAUGGAUCGAGAAUCGACCGCAUUCUGUGAUU
This is a messenger RNA of Mesorhabditis belari, 621 nucleotides long. The record is from the annotation of a GenBank genome assembly. NCBI's taxonomy places the organism in Eukaryota, Metazoa, Nematoda, Chromadorea, Rhabditida, Rhabditidae.